Messenger RNA from Oncorhynchus masou masou (cherry salmon), 1020 nucleotides. RefSeq lists its product as uncharacterized. The record is from RefSeq and is a predicted model, not a curated record. The transcript is spliced from 4 exons. NCBI's taxonomy places the organism in Eukaryota, Metazoa, Chordata, Actinopteri, Salmoniformes, Salmonidae. Bases 173 to 952 code for a protein of 259 amino acids.
GAGAAUUCAUGCUGAAUGUAGAAUUCAAAGGAAUAGUGUGGAAUAACCUUUUAUACUUGUGACUUUGACAAACUGUUUUUUGACAAGUAUGUUAACGAAGCGGAAGCCUAACCACAAACAAUACAGGAUGUAGCCUCUGCAUCACACUUGUCACUAGAAGUAUCCAUUUUGAAUGUCACAUUUUAAAAUGGCAUGUGUUGUUCUCGCUCUUCUUACAAUCUUACCAGUGGUGAUGGGAGAUACCACUGGUUACCUCGGAGAAUCGGUCACCUUGUCUUCUGGAGCCAACUCAUCCUGGAUCUUGAGCAAGAUAGAGUGGUCUAUAUUCAGCAACAACACCUGGAUUGCAACGUACAGGAAAGAACCACACAUUCUCAAAACAGACCGUAUCUGGCAGUUUCAGGGUCGUCUAAGACUCAACAUCUCGUCCGGGGACUUAGAGAUAAGAGAUGUGAGGAUAGGGGAUGCCCUGGUUUACUCUGUUCUCCUUAAAGACUAUACGGGAGAGCAGCAUAAGGUACUUGUCCAGCUCACUGUGACAGAGCGUCUCAGCAAGCCCAGCGUCCGUAAGGUCUUCAGCAUGUUGAAGGACAGCCAUUGUGUGAUGGCUCUUCAGUGCUCCUCUUCAGUGAAGGACACCCACCUCUCCUGGGAACCAGAAGCUGCGUUUGAGGAUUCCUUCUGGAAGGGGAAUCCCAACACCAACGUCUCUGUCAUCUGGACGUCUUACAGCCCCAAUAGAAAUGCCACCUUCAUCUGUACUGCCAGCAAUGGGCUCUCUAAAGCCUCCAGGGUUGUGACGGAGAGAUGCCAAGAGCCCGACGUGGUGGGAGAGACCCGCUUCCCUGGAAUUGUUUUUCUAAUGUUGCUCUUAGGAAUUGUGUUUGGAUGUGUUUUAACAUAUAUUUGUUUUAAAGUUGAGUUAAAAAUGUUCCCCGUACCAACUUUGUAAACUUUGUUUUCUUGUGCAUGAUACCUUUGCUUAAAAUUGAUGUAAAAAAUAAAAUCCGCUGCAGCUGA